AUGAUUCUCCCUGUUCUCAAGUACCUGCUCACAGGUUGGCUCGUUUGCAAUGGGAUCUCCUCCGCACAAGCAGAAAACUCGACGUUCUACAACCCUGUCUUGCCUGGUUGGCAUUCUGAUCCCUCCUGUGUGCAGGUCGAUGGAAUAUUCUACUGCAUUACUUCCAGCUUCAUCACUUUCCCGGGCCUUCCAAUCUACGCAUCGAAGGACUUGACGAACUGGAAGCUAAUCAGCCACGCGUGGAACCGAGAAGCGCAAAUGCCCGGUACAAGUCAACAGACAAAAGGCCAACAAGAAGGGUUCUAUGCGGCUACUAUCAGGCACCGCGAUGGACAGUUUUGGGUCAUAUGUGAAUACCUUGGCUUGCCUGACGUGAUGUUGGGGACAAUCUUCAAGACAAAUGAUCUGUACGACAACGCGGCCUGGGAGAAUCCCAUCACAUUUUCGACGCCGGCCGGAGAUCUAGAUCUUUUCUGGGACGACGACGGCAAGCUAUACAUCCCAGGUGGAGGCCAAGGCACUGUGCUUCUUGAUGUCGACCUUGAAAGUGGCACAGUCUUGAACAACACUUUCCUUUGGUCGGGAACCGGAGGUGUAUGGCCAGAAGGUCCGCAUAUCUACCGCAAAGACGGAUUCUACUACUUGUCAAUGGCUGAAGGGGGGACCGAGACUGGUCACUAUCAAGUGAUGGCGAGAUCUGCUAAUCUUACUGGUCCAUAUACACCAUGCCCCAACAAUCCAGUGCUCUCGAACAAGGGUACAGAUGAGUACUUCCAGACCGUUGGCCACGCAGACCUGUUUCAAGACACCAAUGAUAAUUGGUGGGGUGUCGCGUUGUCCACGCGUUCAGGGCCAGAGUGGUCCAUCUAUCCCAUGGGACGAGAAACGGUCCUGUUUCCAGUGACUUGGGAGCAGGGUGAAUGGCCAAUUUUGGAGCCAGUCAGAGGCAAGAUGUCGGGCUGGCAGAUGCCCCCAUCUAGCCGCGACCUCCCUGGCGAAGGCCCGUUCAACUCUGAUCCCGACAUAUAUCACUUCACGACAUUGAACGAGAUACCGCGAAACCUGAUUCAUUGGAGGGUCCCACUGCAAGGGGCAUUUGAGAUUGUUGACUCGAAAGGCAUGCAUAUAGUGCCUAGCCGAGGAAACCUCACGGGCGACAACGCCGAGCUCGAUGGCCGAUCUGGACUCUCCUUUAUCGGCCGACCACAAACAGAUUCUUUGUUCAACUUCAACGUGACGCUGAAUGUAUCCCUCUCUGAAUCUGAUAUAGAGGCAGGAAUCACUCUGUUCCUUACGCAGUAUAAUCACGCCGAUGUCGCCAUCGUGGCACAACCCAAGGCCGACGGCGCCGAAGGCACUGAUCGCCUGUUGCGUUUCAGGGCUACAGGAAACGAUGCCCCUGAAGAACGCCUCGAGAAGAUUCCCGAAACAUGGGAUGAAAAUCUUAUUCAAUUCGAGAUUUCUACGCCAAAUGCAACGCACUAUACCUUCGCCGCAUGCUCAGCUGCAGAGCCCGAAAACAAGAUCAUGAUGGCUACCAUGUCAGCGAAGCUGGUCAGCGGUCAAAGUGGCCCAUUCACAGGGACUCUUCUUGGCGUCUAUGCAACCUGCAAUGGAGCUGGAACGGGACUAGAAUGCCCUUCAGGAGGUGACAUCUACGUGACAGAGUGGAUGUAUACAGGAAAGGGCCAGUACUACACUGCCGGUGACCUCAGACCUUAG
Molecule: messenger RNA, 1722 nt
Organism: Colletotrichum gloeosporioides
Lineage: Eukaryota; Fungi; Ascomycota; Sordariomycetes; Glomerellales; Glomerellaceae
Product: Non-reducing end alpha-L-arabinofuranosidase BoGH43A
Exons: 3
Coding region: 1-1722 (573 amino acids)
Biological process (GO): carbohydrate metabolic process
Molecular function (GO): hydrolase activity, hydrolyzing O-glycosyl compounds
Source: RefSeq, a predicted model, not a curated record